AUGGCCUCCAACACCCCCGCCCCAACCAGCGACGCCGGAUUCACAGCUCGCCAACAACAACAGCUGCAACAAAUGAUAGCUGAAGCGAUCGCCAGUAUCCCCAGGGAUGGCGGACCUCCCGGACCACCCGGCCCCCCCGGACCCCCCGGACCCGCGGCGAAACCUCAGGACCCUGAUGCCCCCUACACCGGGCAUUGGAAGCCCGACGAUCUCGGAUUCUUUGACCCAAACCUUGACGACAAGGACGCCAUAGGCACCGGAGACAUAGUAUACAUCGGCAACCACCCCUACUACCGGGACGUCCACCUGUUCACCGCGCGCGUCAAAGACGUAGCGCGCACCAAGGGCGAAGAGGCUGUCCGCCGUAACCUUACCACAUGCCUCCGCGGCACCGCGCUCGAAUGGUACACAGCAGAGCUAACGGACAUCGAGAAGGACUUCAUGAUCGAAGUCGAUAUCUCCCGGGGAUGGAUCCCCAGCCUCACCAAACGUUUCCAGCAACGCGCCACACAGGCAUGGACCGCCAUAAAGCGCGAUAGCUACACCCUAAAGGACGCGUCCGAAGGCCGCUCUGUCCGCUCUUACUGCCAAGCCAUCUUCCGCAAUGCCAAGAGCGCAGGAAUCUCCGACACCGCCGCCCAGCUUACGGCCGCUUACUCCAACAUAUACUGGGAGUUCCGCGCCCAAAUCACAGAACCCACCCCAGCCACCUCCAUGCAGGAUUUCCUCCGCGAGGUCGAAGCAGCAGGGCAACCAAGCCCCCAGCCAGCCUGCCCUUCAAAACCCGAAACCUCAACUCCUCCUCACAGCCCCACCACGAGGGAACUUCAACAGGCCUAA
This is a messenger RNA of Histoplasma mississippiense, 840 nucleotides long. RefSeq lists its product with no specific name. The transcript has 2 exons. Lineage: Eukaryota; Fungi; Ascomycota; Eurotiomycetes; Onygenales; Ajellomycetaceae. Bases 1 to 840 code for a protein of 279 amino acids. The record is from RefSeq and is a predicted model, not a curated record.